Molecule: messenger RNA, 2199 nt
Organism: Penicillium malachiteum
Lineage: Eukaryota; Fungi; Ascomycota; Eurotiomycetes; Eurotiales; Aspergillaceae
Product: putative MFS transporter
Exons: 3
Coding region: 1-2199 (732 amino acids)
Biological process (GO): transmembrane transport
Molecular function (GO): transmembrane transporter activity
Source: RefSeq, a predicted model, not a curated record
AUGGAUUCCUCCGGAGGUUCCCCAUCGUCCGUAAUGGAAGAAACUGAAAAACCUUCAUCGUCGAAUGUGCCACCAUGGAAAAGAAUAUUUGGAGGCAAAUCGAAGGAAGAUGCGCAGACCAACCGGCCACCAAAUUAUCGUCCAACUUCGACCUUGGGAAUCUUGAGCGAUAAGCAAACAGACGAGGUACCAGGAACGGUACUUCUUUUGUCUGCCAACCGAAAUGAACCUCUGGGAAUGAGGCACCAGCCGCAACGGAUGUCGACUUCAUCACUGCCUACCAGUAAUCCACCCUCGCGCUCGUCGUCCCGGAACGUUGCUUCACGUAUAAAGCGUACCGCUGAUGGAGAGAUUGUAUUGGAACCACAGCCGGACGACUCAGUUAACGAUCCUCUGAACUGGCCGGUGUGGCAACGAGAUGCCGCAUUAUUCUCCCUAGGAUUUUAUUGUCUGAUGGGAGGAGGAAUGACGACCAUCUUGGCAGCAGGAUUCAAUGACAUUGCGGCGACAUAUGGUGUUUCUGAACAGAAAGUGGCUUUUACUACCGGUCUGUACAUGAUGGGAUUGGGUCUCGGAUCAGUGGUCAUGUCUCCAACAGCAAUUCUGUUUGGGAAACGCCCCGUCUAUCUCCUGGGUGCGACUCUCUUCGUUCUCUCAGGAAUAUGGUGUGCUCUGUCACCCAAUUACCCGAGUCUGGUGGUCGCUCGGAUCUUCCAAGGGUUCGCCGUAAGCCCUGUGGAAUGUCUCCCGUCGGCUACAAUUGCAGAAAUCUAUUUCCUGCACGAACGAGCAUAUCGUGUCGGCAUAUAUACCCUAUUAUUGCUUGGAGGGAAGAAUCUCAUUCCUCUGGUGAGCGCAGCUGUGAUUGGAAGUCUUGGUUGGCGAUGGGUAUUUUGGAUUAUCUCCAUGGUCGUUGGUGGUUGUUUUGUUUUGUUAUUUUUCUUCGUCCCAGAAACAUUUUGGGAUCGCACUCCUCGUCCUCGACGGCCACAUAAGCGUCCACAUGCGCAUCGAACAGUUUCUGAUUUGAUGACCCUGGGGCUUAGGGGACGUCGACCUCAUGCCGAAGCACCCUUGCCACCAGCGGAUGGUACUGCAUCACCGAUCUCAAGGAAACAUAAAAAUGCCCACGUUGGUUUCGCGAAUGAUGUUCCGAUAGAUGAGAAGUCAACCCAGGAACAUCAUGGAGAACAAGCCCAUGAUAGCGAGGAUCAUGUCGCCGAUCAUGUCGCCAAUGAUCAGGCUUCUACCAACUCACCCCACGAAGAAAUUCGACCAAGUGACGUCGUGAUAGCUGAGCCGCGACCGGCCCAUCCUGCACGUAGCCAAAGCGACAUAGAAGCUGCGUACCAUGGGAGCACCUCGCCUUCGCGCAGUGUCUCCCUCGAGCCUGGAGGUUCUCUCACAUCAACUUUGCAAUAUACGAAUCGACUGCGCGACCGCCCAAAGGUCCCUUACGUGAGCUUGCUUUCCGUGUGGAAUGGGCGAAUCGCUCAGGAUAAAUGGAUCAAGAUCGCUGCUCGACCUUUUGUACUAUUCGCCUAUCCAUCAGUCCUGUGGUCAGCGGUGGUGUACGCCCUCUCUGUCGGAUGGCUUAUUGUGAUCUCCGAGUCCAUCUCCAAAAUCUUUGAAAGUAAAGAGACUUAUGGCUUUACUCCCCUCCAGGCAGGUUUGAUCUAUAUCUCACCUUUCAUCGGUGGGCUUCUUGGAACUGCAGUUGCAGGAAAGGUAUCGGAUAUUGUCGUUCGCUACCUCACUCGUCGCAAUGGCGGGAUUUACGAGCCCGAGUUCCGAUUGGUGAUGGCAAUUCCGAUCGCACUGUCGACGACGAUUGGAUUAAUGGGAUUUGGCUGGAGUGCACAAGUUAUGGAUGCAUGGAUUGUGCCGACAAUUUUCUUCGGUCUGAUAUCUUUUGGCUGUUGCUUGGGUAGUACAACUGCUAUUACCUUUUGUGUUGACAGCUAUCGCCAGUAUGCUGGAGAAGCCUUGGUGACGUUGAACUUCAGCAAAAACGUUCUCCAUGGCCUUAUUUUCUCCCUCUUCAUCGUGGAUUGGCUAGAUACCGAUGGAUCGCGAACCGUCUAUCUAAUUAUUGGUGGCAUCCAACUGUUUUGUCUUUUGAUGACGAUUCCGAUGUAUAUGUAUGGUAAACGCGCUCGCAUGUGGACAGUUCGCAAGCGCUUGAUGGAGCGGCUUUGA